AUGGUUUUGCGCAGAACAAACAUGAUUUUGGCAAACAUUGGCUUGUUUGGUUACAAUGAAUCAAAAUCAACUUCGCUCUCUCCCGGCGACUCCGCCAGCCUCGUCAACACGCCCCGAACCACACGACACGACGACGUUUGGUUAUCGUUUCUUGUUAAAUCACCUUCUGAAUCGGGCCUACCAAAAACUGGUGUCAGUGUUGGACUAAGUGGAAAGCCAAACAAUUAUAUUCUUGCCACACAAUUGGUUCGUUUGAUGGGAAAGGCAUCACUAAAGUUGCCACAUGAAAAAGCUUUGUUCAGAAUUAAUAAUGAUGUCAAGCAUGAAAAGAAAUUGAUGGAGAAGACAAUAUAUUUAGCAGGAAUUUGA
Sphenostylis stenocarpa is the source of this 369-nucleotide messenger RNA. The record is from the annotation of a GenBank genome assembly. NCBI's taxonomy places the organism in Eukaryota, Viridiplantae, Streptophyta, Magnoliopsida, Fabales, Fabaceae.